Molecule: messenger RNA, 333 nt
Organism: Bathycoccus prasinos
Lineage: Eukaryota; Viridiplantae; Chlorophyta; Mamiellophyceae; Mamiellales; Bathycoccaceae
Exons: 1
Coding region: 1-333 (110 amino acids)
Source: RefSeq, a predicted model, not a curated record
AUGACUAAUAAAAUGCUCUCUCAUAUACUCUUCCUCUCACACAAAACACACAGUUUUUGCUCCCCGAAAUGUGGGUCGAAUAUGCCCUGCCCGGCGGAUGCGUACAAAGGCGCUUCGGCGAAAGGGCAGUGCGUUUUGCAAGUGCCGAGUUCACCGACGCCGUCGCAGUGCGCGUUGAUUUGCCGACCGGAACCCGGGACGAACGGCGGGUGCCCGAAACGUGCGGAGUGUCAACCUAUACAAGGUUUGGGGAUAUGCACGUAUCCUACUUCUUCUUCUUCGGAAAUCGAGGACGGAAAGGAAGAACAGGUGACGUUGAAGAUUGCCGCGUAA